AUGGCCAUGGCGUUCCUCACCACCACGCUCGCCGUGGUGCUCCUCGGCAUCUGCGCGGCGGCGGCACCCUGCCUCACCACCGACGCCGCCGGUGUCUGCCAUGACCAACAACGGCACGACGACGGCGACCUGGUGGCGACGGCGUGCGAGAAGGCGAAGGGGCACGAGGCGCACCACUACCGCGGGCUCGGGCUGACGGCUCUGACCAAGGAGUUCUGCGAGACGACGCUGCGGUCGGACAACCGGAGCGCGGCGGCGAACGACACGCGGGAGCUGGCGCUGGUGGCCAUGGACCUGGCCAGCACCGCCGCCGCGAGCGCCAGCGCCAAGGCGCGCAGCGCGCUCCGGUCGUCCGGCGGCAGGGGGAGCAAGGACAGGGACACGGAGUACUCGCUCCGGUACUGCUUGAUGGACUACGGGACCGUGGCAGUGGUCCUCCCGGCGUGCCGCGCCGUCGUCGAGGAGUACAGCCCCCGCGACUUCCAGGCGCCGUUCGACUACCUGGAGUGCGCCGGCCGGGUGAUGGACGCGGCGGGCGACUGCUGGCAGCGGGUGUCGUACGAGGACGGCGCGCUGAAGCGUGCGCUGUGGAACGACGCCGUCGAUGUCGCCAACCGCGCAAACCUCGGCCAGGCCUUGGUCGAGCAGAUGGUCGACUUCCCGGACGAUCAUGAGUAA
Miscanthus lutarioriparius is the source of this 678-nucleotide messenger RNA. The record is from the annotation of a GenBank genome assembly. Lineage: Eukaryota; Viridiplantae; Streptophyta; Magnoliopsida; Poales; Poaceae.